ACGCUGGAAAAUGCUAUUUUCGUUGUAAUGUAAAAUGUAAAAUGUAAUGUAAUUGGUGUUGGUAAAAUUGUUUCAAAACGUGGCAAUUCAUCAUGUUUAAAUACAGAAAAAGAAACAUUUCUGUCGGAGCUUCAUCUCCGAUAGCUGCUAUCCCACUAUUCGCCCAUUGACUUGACAAAUUGUUGGCAAACAAAUAACAACAGUACAAAACCGUAGGAAGUUUGCAUGAAGCAAGUACUAGUGAGGACAGUUACCAGCAUGAUGAAGUUUAUCGACAUCGGAGCAAACUUGACCGAUCCCAUGUACCAGGGAGUGUACAAUGGAUCGUCAAAACACGAACCCGAUCUUUCCCAUGUGCUUCAGCGUAGUUGGGCCGGCGGAUUGGACAAAAUCAUCGUGACGGUAGGAACGCUUUCCGACUGUGAACCAACGUUUGAGAUCCUGAAGAACGAUGAAAGACUGUUCGCCACCGUUGGCUGCCAUCCGACACGGUGCGGAGAGUUCGUGCCCGAUCCGGAAGCGUAUUUUGCAUCCCUCUGCGGGCAGAUAGAGGCACAUCGGGACAAAGUGGUUGCGAUCGGCGAAUGUGGCCUAGAUUACGAACGUUUGCAUUUCUGCGAGAAAGACGUUCAGCGGAAAUACUUCGAAAAGCAGCUAGAAUUGGCGGCAAGGUAUGAGCUGCCGCUAUUUCUUCAUUGUCGUAGUGCGCAUGAGGACUUUGCUGAAAUAUUGGAACGCAAUUUGGACAAACUGCCCAAGCGUGGCGUUGUGCACACGUUCGAUGGUACGCUGGAGGCAGCGCAAGCGCUGAUCGCGAAUGGAUUCUACAUCGGCCUGAACGGUUGCUCGCUGAAGACAGAGGAAAAUCUUAGCGUCGCGGCACAAAUACCGGACGAUCGGAUUAUGGUGGAGACGGACAGUCCGUGGUGCGAGAUACGACCGUCCCAUGCCGGUUCGAAGCACAUAAAGAGCAAAUAUCCUACGGUGAAAAAGAAGGAAAAAUGGGAACCCGGUUCGCUCAUUGCCGGUCGGUGCGAACCCGUCAUGAUAAGCCAAGUACUGGAAGUGCUAGCAGGCAUAAAAGGAAAGCCAACGGUCGAGCUUGCCGAUCAGUACUACCGCAACACACUGCAAAUGUUCUUCCCGAAGGAAGCGGCUGGCUGGUGCGAGCGAUUAAAGCGAUAAUUUGGAUUUUGCACUCCUCCUGUGGUGGCCACAUCAGAGGUAUAAAUUAAAAUAUGAGCGUACACUUCACUUCAAAACCGGAUGAAACAAACGGUUUGAGACAGAGA
Molecule: messenger RNA, 1292 nt
Organism: Anopheles stephensi (Asian malaria mosquito)
Lineage: Eukaryota; Metazoa; Arthropoda; Insecta; Diptera; Culicidae
Product: putative deoxyribonuclease TATDN1
Exons: 4
Coding region: 226-1185 (319 amino acids)
Cellular component (GO): cytosol
Molecular function (GO): 3'-5'-DNA exonuclease activity
Source: RefSeq, a predicted model, not a curated record